AAUUACCACCUAAUAUCACGGCAGACUUCGCCCUGACUUUGGCUUUGCCAAUUUCCCAUAAAACUAAACAAAAACCUCCUGAAAUAGCCCAACAAAUUAUAAAAAUAACCGGCUGCCCGGAUUUAGAAUAUACUAUCACCGCUCAAGGUUAUAUUAAUUUCCGUUUCCCCAUCGCCUAUUAUCAACAAUUUCUUAACGAGACAUUAACCCAGACUGGCCAAAAUCUCCGGGGAGAAAAUAAAAAUUUUCGUCUAAAUAUUGAGUACGUUUCGGCUAAUCCGACCGGUUAUCUCCAUUUGGCUCAUUUUCGGCAUGCGGUAGUUGGCAACACACUAGCCAAUAUUUACCAAUUUUGUGGUUAUCCAAUAACCCGAGAAUACUACAUUAAUGACCGCGGAGGACAAAUUAUUUCUUUAAUUAAUUCAGUUUAUCUUUUUUAUCAUCAGUUGCAAAACAUUACUCCGACCAAGACGGGCCAAAUAGAAUAUGCGGGAGCAGCCAGCCAAGAAAUCGCCCGGCAAUUAAUAACCAAAUGA
Molecule: messenger RNA, 536 nt
Organism: Racocetra persica
Lineage: Eukaryota; Fungi; Glomeromycota; Glomeromycetes; Diversisporales; Gigasporaceae
Source: the annotation of a GenBank genome assembly